AUGACAGAGGGAGGGGCAUGGCUCCCUUGCUCGAUAAGUGAGGCAUUAAAUGCCUCUGGUUUGAUGAAAUUUGGUUUGGUGGUCCGGCUUGACGAUGGGCGUGGCUGGAGGGUGAGGAAUAUCCCUGGGACAUUCACAUCUACUGCAGAAUACUUUGGCUCCUUUAUGGCUCCUCUUGUUGAGGAAACGCAUGCAGACUUGCUCUCAGCCAUGAUGAGGCUGUCUCGGGCGCCUUCGUAUCAGCUCUCUUCCAUUGAAAGGGACAUAAGCUACCUACCCCCGACCGGUUUUCCUUAUAAGAUUGUUUUGCGGAACUCUAACCGGAGCGAUUUAGUAACAUACCAACCGCAGGUGGGAGAUCUUGCGGCACUCACCGACGUAAGACCGACACGCAUCAGCGAUUUGAACCGGCCUACAAUGCCUUUCCUACUUGCAUACGUACAAUCAGUGGACGGCGAUAAAAUCUCCCUUUGGUUAAAGAAGCCGUUCGUGAUUGAAGAAAAGAGGCAUAGCCAUAAGCAUGAUGGUCUCUUUUUUGUGUUUUUAACUAAUGUGACCACCAGUGUUCGAAUAUGGAAAGCUUUGAACCCGGAUCCUCCAGGAAGGAACCUGCAGAUGAUCGACAAAGUUAUUCGUAUGAAUGCAGAUGUAAGCAACUGUACCGUUUCGAGCCGUAUUUAUGCUUACAAGUCUUUUCACUUGGCUAAUCUUGCUUAUAUUUAUGUUUCCUUGCAGGACGAAGAAGAUUGCGCCGCGUGCUUGUUCGAAAACAACUCGGUUACCGUUCCUUCGUUCGAAUUUCACGGUUUAAAUGAUUCCCAAGAAGCUGCAAUUGCAAGUUGCAUUAAGACAUGGAGAUGCAGACAUCAAAAUAGUGUCAAACUCAUAUGGGGUCCUCCAGGAACAGGGAAGACUAAAACGAUUGGCCUGUUGUUGCUGGCUCUUCUAGGAAUGAAAUGCCAGACAAUUACCUGUGCCCCGACCCUCACCGCUGUGACGGAAUUGGCGUCUCGGCUCGUGAGAUUGGUUGCAGGGGCAUUCGAAUACAAAACCUACGGAUUGGGAGAUAUAGUUUUAUUCGGGAGUAGCGAGAGGAUGAGAAUGGACGAUCAUACGAACCUGCUCCAUGUGUUUCUGGAUUAUCGUGUUGACAUGCUGAAUAAGUGCUUUUCACCGAGCUCCGGGUGGAAUACUAGUUUACUCUCCAUGAUAAAUUUGCUCGAAGAUCCUCAACAGCAGCACAGUCGAUACAUUGUGUAUCGAAAACUGGGAAUUAACAUAGAUGAUGAUCAUGAAAUGGAAGAUGAGAUCAGUUCUAGGGACAAUGAAACAUGUAAGGGCGAUGCUCUCACUUUACAGGUAUUUGUAAGGAAGAGGUUUUCAAUCUACAAGGAGAGGCUCAAGUUUUGCGUUGUAAACUUCUACACUCACUUACCAACUCAUCAUGUAUCAUUAGAAGUGGUGAAGAACAUGAUGGAUGCUCUGGAUUUGCUCGGAUCGAUCGAGACUUUGUUGAAUUCUUAUGAUUAUGGAGAUGAAGGAUUGAGGGAAACCCUUUACACCGAAAAAGAAAGGGAAUUCGUCGGUCGCUUCGCAGAGUUGAAAGCUGCAAUAAAAAGUUGUAUCCCGGUGCUCAAAUCACUUGGUCACUCGUUUCAAAUUCCAGAAUUUACACAAAGGUUCAUGAUCAAGAAAAUGUGCUUGGAAAAUGCAUGCAUACUUCUGUGCACUGUAUCAGGCUCUUACAGAUUGAAUACGGAACGGACACGACCGUUUGAUCUUUUGGUUAUCGACGAAGCCGCUCAACUGAAAGAAUGUGAAUCAACCAUUCCCUUUCAACUUACCGGUCUCCACAAUGCGGUUCUUGUAGGAGACGAGCGGCAGCUGCCUGCAAUGAUAAGAAGCAAGAUAUCAGGGGAUGCUGGAUUUGGAAGGAGCAUGUUCGAAAGGCUCGUGUUACUCGGACAAAAGAAACAUCUACUCAAUGUCCAGUACAGGAUGCAUCCAUCUAUAAGCUCGUUUCCAAAUAAGGAAUUCUAUGAUGGGAUGGUUUUGGAUGCCGCAAUAGUGAAACAUAGAAGCCAUGAGAAGCGUUUUCUGCAUGGGAACAUGUAUGGUGCUUACUCAUUCAUCAAUGUUCCCUAUGGAAAGGAGCAGUUUGGUGAACUGCAUAGUCAAAGGAAUAUGGUGGAAGUUGCAGUGAUUUGCAACAUAGUUGCUAGCCUCUUCAAAGGGUUCAAUGCAACAAAACAGAGAAUGAGCAUCGGUAUUAUAUCACCCUACACAGCUCAAGUACAUGCAAUUCAAGAGAGGCUUGAAAGGAACUACAGUAGAUACUCAGGCAGGGGCUUCACCGUCAGCGUCCGUUCAGUGGAUGGAUUCCAAGGAGGUGAAGAGGAUGUCAUAAUCAUCUCUACCGUCAGAUCCAACGUCAAUGGAUCAAUUGGUUUUCUAUCCAAUAUACAAAGGGCAAAUGUUGCAUUGACACGUGCAAGGCAUUGCCUGUGGAUAUUGGGGAAUGAAGCAACAUUGGUUAAAAGCAAUUCCGUGUGGACGAAACUAGUUGCCGAUGCCAAGAGAAGGGGUUGUUUCUUUAAUGCCGAUGAAGAUAAGCAUCUGGCUGAAGCAGUUGUUACAGCCUUGAUUGAUCUCGAACAGUUUGACACUCUACUGACCACGGAUUCUCCAUUGUUCAAGCAUGCAAGAUGGAGGGUUCGCUUUGGCGACGAUUUCAACAAGUCCGUGAGGUACAUAAAAAACAAAGAGAUACAUAAGCAGACGAUUAAGGUGUUGGAAAAGAUUGCAAGUGGAUGGCGUGAUGAGAGGAUGAAGAAGUAUCAAGGUUGUUUUGGGUUGAUGGAGUUGUAUCCAUUGAAUAGUGAGUUGAAUCUGGUUUGGAGUGUGGAAGUGGAGACGGUGAAGGGGAAUUCAGAGUGGAUCCAAGUUUUGAAGGCUUGGGAUAUCGUGGAUUCGUCGGACAUAGCCAAGGCUGCUCACAAGCUCCACAUACUUUUUGCAGAAUACACGGAGGAUAAGAUCAGUAGGUGCAAAUAUCAGUGUCUGGAAGGGAAUUUGGUUGUUCCAAUGAAAUGGGCAGUGCAUGUGCAAAAAUCAGAUGAAAUGGAGUGCUUAUCAAGAGAUGGGCAUACAAUUGGUGACAUUAUCAGUUCCAAUUCACCAGAUGAAAUGGAGUGUUUAUCAAGAGAUGGGCAUGCAAAUAGCAACAUCAUCAGUUCCAAUUCACCAGAUGAAAAGGAGCGCUCAUCAAGAGAUGAUGCACAUGGCAACAUCAUCAGUUCCAACUCACCAGAUGUAAUGGAGAGCUUAUCAAGAGAUGGGCAUGCAAAUGGCAACAUCAUCAGUUCCAAUUCACUUGGUUUUUAUUUUGUUAUAAUUAUGACUGCUAUAGCCAUUGCUAUGUUUGUGACCAAAUAUCCAUUUUGGCCUAUCCUCCUCCUCAUUACUUGUUUUAUUUUCUUAAACCAACGAUAA
Molecule: messenger RNA, 3492 nt
Organism: Hibiscus syriacus
Lineage: Eukaryota; Viridiplantae; Streptophyta; Magnoliopsida; Malvales; Malvaceae
Exons: 6
Coding region: 1-3492 (1163 amino acids)
Molecular function (GO): helicase activity
Source: RefSeq, a predicted model, not a curated record